This is a messenger RNA of Tetrahymena thermophila SB210, 186 nucleotides long. RefSeq lists its product as hypothetical. The record is from RefSeq and is a predicted model, not a curated record. Lineage: Eukaryota; Ciliophora; Oligohymenophorea; Hymenostomatida; Tetrahymenidae. The transcript has a single exon.
AUGAAUUAGAACAAAGAGCUUAAAAAUGAAUUACACAAGAAUUAAGAUUAAAUUUAAAUGAGAUGUUACACACACAUUUCUAAAUCUAUUAAUCACUUAUUAAAAUUAAUAAAAAAUGAAUUUAUAAAAAGAAAAAGGAAGAAGAGUGAAGAAGAGAAGAACUAAUUUUUGAGCAAAUAGUAAUGA